AUGAAACUAAUCAACAACUUAGAAUUUCAAAGAUCAAUCAUCCACUCAUUAGGAGAGCACAUUAUAACUAAUCCUAUCUAUAUCUGUAAUCCUGUUACUAGAGAAUACAUAUUGUUACCAAUUUGUACUGAAAAUUGUUUGAAAGGUCGAAAUGUAUUUGGAUUUGGUUACAACGAUAAGACGAAUGAAUAUAAGGUGGUUAGAAUCUAUUUUGAAUCAGAGGAACAUACAGAACCAGGAAAAGUCCAGGUAUACACUCUUGGGGCUGGUACUGGGUGGAGAAACAAAGGGCAGGUAGCUUAUUCGUUGCAAACGAAUAAUUCUUAUUCACCGGGAAUGAAUGCAGAUGGAGAGGUUUAUUGGUUACACCAAGGUGUAUUGGAGAAACAUUGUGUCCCUGGUCAACCGAUUAAAUCAGACGAAGGUAGAGUUGUGGCCUUUAAUUUGGCGGAUGAGGUAUUUCGGUUGCUUCCUAAUCCGCCUUAUUACACUAUCCUUCCUUGUGGCAAAGAAUUUGCAGUUUUUGUUUAUCAUCAAAUCCAGGAAGAGGAUUCGUCUAAUUGGAGUUUGGCAGCCACCGUGCACAUCCAACGUGACAAUGUUGCGCAAUUCUUUGACCUUACAAAGAGUGGGGAGAUUUUAUAUUGGGAUGAUAAAAAAACUGCUAUAAGCUAUGACCCGAAAACCGCAAGUAUGAAAGAGCUUCUGAAUGAUGGUACUACUGGUUUGGAAGUUUUUGAAACGAUUUGUCAUGAGAGUAGCUUUGUUUCAUUGAAAGCGUUGGGAGAAGAGAAUGUGAAGAUGUUCGAUCGAAUCAACUGA
Papaver somniferum (opium poppy) is the source of this 822-nucleotide messenger RNA. RefSeq names its product F-box protein At3g07870-like. NCBI's taxonomy places the organism in Eukaryota, Viridiplantae, Streptophyta, Magnoliopsida, Ranunculales, Papaveraceae. The record is from RefSeq and is a predicted model, not a curated record. The transcript is spliced from 2 exons. Bases 1 to 822 code for a protein of 273 amino acids.